CUAACUUGACACCCUGACUGCUUCCACAGUGAAAACAGCUUGCGAUCAGGACUAAUGGAGACCGCAGGAGUGUGUGAGAUUGAUGUGGCCACCAGAAGAAUAGUGGGAGGCAGCGAUUCACCACCUGACCUGGACAGCCCCUGUCAGGAGGAGGUAGCAGGGUUUGGUCUGGGCUUGUGCUGUGCUGAGGAGGAGAGAGGAGAGACUCCGGGCAGGGAGGACAGUCCCAGUGACCUGGGGGAGGCAGAGCUGGACCCUGGAGGAGACAACAAGACUGCAGAGGACAAGGCUUUGGGUAAGGAGGUUGUUCUGUUGAUGCAGGCUCUGAACUCCCUCGCCACUCCUGAGGAGAAACUGGCCGCAUUGUGCAAGAAAUAUGCAGACCUGCUGGAGGAGAGCCGCUGCAUGCAGAAGCGUCUGAAGGCUCUGCAGAAGAAGCAGUCUCAGAUCGUGAAGGAGAAGAUCCACCUGCAGGGGGAGCACAGCAAGGCCAUCCUGGCCCGCAGCAAGCUGGAGAGUCUCUGUAGAGAGCUGCAGAGACACAACAAGACUCUGAAGGAUGAGAACGCUCAGCGGUCCCGGGAGUACGAGGAGCAGAGGAAGGAGGCCAUGCUGCACUUCCAGAUGACCCUAAGUGACAUCGAGGUGCAGAUGGAGCAGCACAGCUCCCACAACACCAAGCUGAGGCAGGAGAACAUGGAGCUGGCCGAGAAGCUCAAAAAGCUCAUCGAGCAGUACGAGCUGCGAGAGGAGCACAUAGACACAGUGUUCAAGCACAAGGAGCUGCAGCAGCAGCUGAUGGACGCUAAGCUGCAGAGAAUCACAGAGAUGAUGAAAGAAGUGGAGGAGAAGCAGCAGAGAGAGAGAGACUUUCUGCUGAAGGACGCCACAGAGUCCAGACGCAAGUGUGAGCUGAUGAAAGAGCAGGAAACACAGCUUAAACAACAGCUCUCUCUCUACAUGGACAAGUUUGAGGAGUUUCAGAGCACUCUGGCUAAAAGCAACGAGGUGUUCACCACUUUCAGACAAGAGAUGGAGAAGAUGACCAAGAAGAUCAAGAAGCUGGAGAAGGAGACGACACAGUGGAGGACCAAAUGGGAGAGCAACAACCAGGCCCUGCUGCAGAUGGCUGAGGAGAAAACUCUGCGUGACGGCCACUUCAAGGCCCUGCAGGGGAAGCUGGAGCUGCUGGAGAGGCUGUGCAGAGCCCUGCAGAAGGAGAGGAACGACCUCAACAACCGCCUCAGCCUCCUCCAGGAGCAGGGAGGAGACAAGGAGACCACGUCACCCCCCCAAGACCAGCCGCAAGAGCUGUCUGCAGGGGAGGAGGAUGAGGGAGUGGAGGAAGAGGAGGAGGUGGAGGAGGAGGAGGAGGAGGGCUCGGCACAGGGCGACAGGCUGGAGUCAGAGGACGUCCACCAAGCUCCCAGACCACCUGAACUGGAACCCACAGAGGCCCCUACUCACAAAACCACUACUGCUCCUCUGAUCACAGCCAGCCAGCCUGCAGACACAGCACACACACAGCAAGACUGAACACAGUCCGCCUAUGUGUGUGUGUGUGAUAGUCGGGCUCCACACACCUCCAGCCUAGUUCCAUAACUAGCCAGAAAAAUCAUCUUCAGUGGAGAUAGGGAUUAUUAUUUUGUUCUUUUUUUCUUUUCUUUUUUUUUUUUAAACUCUAGACGUGUGUCUCCAGGUUUCUACAUUGUAACUCAACCAAUAUCUUCUUUUUAUUGUGCAAUUAGUUCAAGAAUAAAAACGAUUGUAUGAAAGAUUCCACUCUUAAAAGUUGCCCCCCACGUUUAGAUUGGUUCUAAUAAUUGGCUUUGUGGUGAGUACUUAGUGUGCUCCCUGUUUUCUACCAUAACUGUAUUUUCAUAGAUUUCCAUCAAGUCAAAUUGGCCACCUUUUUUUUUUUUUUUUUGAAUUUCCAUUUCAAAGUGAGUAUAUAUGUAGCCCUGCAGAAAUGGGACAGU
Scomber japonicus (chub mackerel) is the source of this 1979-nucleotide messenger RNA. It is a transcript of the gene txlng, whose product is annotated as taxilin gamma. Lineage: Eukaryota; Metazoa; Chordata; Actinopteri; Scombriformes; Scombridae. The coding region runs from base 55 to 1536 and encodes 493 amino acids. Gene Ontology annotation, molecular function: syntaxin binding. The record is from RefSeq and is a predicted model, not a curated record. The transcript is spliced from 11 exons. Gene Ontology annotation, biological process: regulation of cell cycle.